This is a messenger RNA of Fusarium graminearum PH-1, 1662 nucleotides long. RefSeq lists its product as uncharacterized. Lineage: Eukaryota; Fungi; Ascomycota; Sordariomycetes; Hypocreales; Nectriaceae. The transcript has 6 exons. The coding region runs from base 1 to 1662 and encodes 553 amino acids. The record is from RefSeq and is a predicted model, not a curated record.
AUGGACGAAACAUAUCCGUUUCGAUGGGAACCAUAUUGCUGUUUCUGUCUCUUUGGCUUCAUUGAUGGGGACAAGGUACUCAGACCUUCUCACCCAUCUGAAGCAAAUCCCGAUGGUACGACAAACCCACCAGUGCUAUUUGAUUACAAAACACCGGUUUUCAACCCAAACAAUCACCAAUGCAUUCCGCCGCGCCACUGGAGACGGUAUAAGGAUGUCCUUCCCGCAUCGCAUCUGUCUUGUAACCAAAAUUGGUCAUUUGUCUCCAUGAGGCGACUAUGGGAACUGGUCCACUACGACUUUCAGCCGCCGCUCUCUGAUGUGAAUCGAAGAAUAUCUAUCUUGGCUAAUAAAGCAGCCAGUGUGACCAUGCCCGAUCUUCAAAAACAAGCCAGGUCACGCGUGGAGACCUUUCUCUCGUCGCAGACAAUUCCUCUGUCAUUCCAAAGCAACAGAGAUGGUCGUGUGCUUUUCGUCGUCGACGUUUUCCGACCUAUUUGGAGGACAACUGUGAUGUUUGAUGGCAUUCGAUACCUGAAUUGUCUGUCGAACAAGCAGGAUGGCAAACACUUUCGUCCGAUAAAAACACAUAGGGGAGAUAUUGUUAACAUCUACUUUGCCUCGAAUCAUCUCGGAGUGGUAGCAAUGUACUUUUCCAAAUAUGGAAUGUCAAAACAGGACUGGCCUGGUGUUUGGUGGAGUCGCCUCACACUGAGUAGAACGCAUCACUUGCUUAGAGCAUACACCGAUGGUUUCAAGAUUCGUGACCUGCGACGAGUGGAAUCACUUCACUCGACCUCCGAAAGCUCGCCCAUCAGAUGGUCUGUAUUGCCGCCAAAUCCAACAGCGGUAUGGCUGUGCUUGGACUGCAGCAGGCCUGGAAUUACUGGCUAUUCAGCGUGUAUGGUUGAUGGGGAUCUUGUAGAUCUGCACUGCCAUAUUGAAGGAGAGGAUCUUACGUUCUAUCAAGACGGUGGCGGUGAUAGACUGCAUGCAGUUUGGCUGUACUUCCCCGUCGAACAAGGCGAGCGAAUCUUUGAAGUUUGGCGACGGCGGAAAAGACCUCACUUUUGUCGAGAUAUCCCCAUGUUACGGACGAAUAAGGGACGUGUCUUUGUUUUAGGCACACAUAUCUCCCAACAUGAUAUCGUCGUCAAAUACGACUGUAUCACCUCAUUCCCAACGGAAAAACAUGCUCGGUUCUGGUUCUGCUACCGCGAAGGCUGCGUCGAUUAUCUUGCGUUCGACACUGAGGAUAAACGUCUCGAAAACGACCCGAUCGUACAAUUGGAAGGCUCCUCUGCGCUGUGCUCUUCAGGCCUAUCGAACCAAAGAUUCGCUACAUCUGCGACACUGAAAGAUGUAGUUGAGGUUGUGCCAUGUAGAUCAUGGGCGCCUGGAUCAACAGGCAUCGCCGGGCUUUUGUUGACGUACUCUGAUGGCCAUCGUGAAACGGUAGGGCAGUUCAUGGCGGAAACACAUGUGAGGCUGGACUCCGAUGGCGCCGUGUUGAAUGGAAAGGUCGUCUGGAUUGGUUAUUUUGGUAUGGGCGAUGCCUUAUUAGCUGGCACGCGCAGGCUAUUCCUGUUGGUCAUAUCAAUACAGUACUGGAGGCACAAGGAGGGAGGGGAUGGGAGACGGAGACGCCAACAACAGCUAUAA